This is a messenger RNA of Adineta ricciae, 1545 nucleotides long. The record is from the annotation of a GenBank genome assembly. NCBI's taxonomy places the organism in Eukaryota, Metazoa, Rotifera, Eurotatoria, Adinetida, Adinetidae.
AUGAUAGAAGUAUACCUCACGUCGACGAUUAUAGCUGUUCUUGCUGCGAUCAUUUUUCAUGCAGUUUACGAACUAGUAUACAAGCAAAAACGAAUCUAUGAUAUUCUUAAAUCACAAAACGUUCCAGGUGAUCCUUUUAAACCUUUCUUCGGCCACAUCGCACGUUUCAGUCAUAAUGACCAAAUUUUGAAAGUUCGACAAACUCAACAAGAAAAACAUGGAAAAAUUUAUCUAAUGUCGUUUGGUCACCGAGUGAAUUUGGUUUUGACUGAUCCUGCCUACAUUAGUGAUGUGUUAAGAAAACAUGCCAACUGCUACCAAAAACCAGAGCUAUUUCGAACCGUCUUCAGUCCUUUAAUAGGUGGCACAAAGAGUCUAUUUAUUGGUGAGGGUGAAUAUCAUAGAAGAUCAAGAAAGUUGUUAAAUCCAGCUUUUCAACACUCGAAACUGCAGUCUAUGGUGGCUAUCAUGAUUGUGCAGACGGCUGAAACAUUACAUGAUUUUCAAUCGAAUAUCACUUGUCAAAAUACAGAGGUUAUCGAUCUGGAAAGCUUCUUCUACAAAUUGACUCUCUCUAUUAUCAUCUCUUGCGUAUUUGGUCACGAAAUAUUUUCACGCAAAUCAAAUAGAAAAGAACUAUUAUGUAACACAUAUAAAAAUGUUAUCAAAGCUAUUGAAUAUCGUUCGAUAUAUAUGGUGAAUCAAAUACCAGUCAUCAAAAAUUUGCCAUUUUGGAAGAAAGACAUAAUCGAUAGAGGGAGCAAUGAAAUCCAGGAAUUCGUGAAAGAAAUCAUGAUCGAAUACAGAGAGAAGCACUGCGAUGUACAAUCGGGUAUAGAUAGCAGUGACAUAAUUCAUGUUUUAUUAUCGGCUGUUAAUCAGGACGGUGUUGGUUUCACCGACCAAGAACUACAGCAAGAAACAGCGUCUUUUCUGUUUGCGGGGCAUGAAGCAAGCAGUAAUUUAAUGACUUGGUGCUUCUACAUACUUCUGAAGUACCCCGAUGUUUAUCGUGAUUGCCAAGAAGAAGUUGAUCGAUUGCUAGAAGAGGGUAUAGUUCCCGAUUUUGAUAAAUUAAACAAAAUGAACAUUCUCGAUGCGGUUUUGCACGAAACAUUGCGCUUUUAUCCGCCAUUACCAACGAUUCGACGUGAAUGCAUUAUUGAAAACUAUAUUGGUCCGUCAGAUCGUCAAAUACGGGUUCCCAUCGGCACAUCAAUCAGUAUCGAUGUUUAUGGAGUACAUCGUUUAGCUGAAUAUUGGCAUAAUCCACUUGAAUUUGACUACAAAAGAUGGCUAGGCCAUGAAAAGCAAAAUGGUUUGUCAAGUUCCUACACCUAUUUACCAUUUUCGGGUGGUAAACGUAACUGUAUUGGGCAGCCAUUUGCGAUAUUGGAAGCUAAAAUAAUAACGGCUAUGUUACUUCAACGUUUUGAAUUCGAACUUAUUCCAGAACAAUCAAUAAUACCCGAUAUAAAGUUGACUAUGAAGCCGAAAAACGGACUAUUGGCAAGAGUGAAAGUUAGGAAACAGAAUAGGAUGUAG